This is a messenger RNA of Cyclocybe aegerita, 369 nucleotides long. NCBI's taxonomy places the organism in Eukaryota, Fungi, Basidiomycota, Agaricomycetes, Agaricales, Hemipholiotaceae. The record is from the annotation of a GenBank genome assembly.
AUGGCAAAAGCAGCCUAUGAUGAAGCUCUCAUGCUUUGGGAACUGGUGGGCUACUAUCCAUCAUCUCCAACCACCAGCCUUUCUGGAACCAGCAAACUAACCACUCAGAAAGCCAACAUCGUUGAUGAGGAUCUAUCAGAUGAUGAAAGCGAGGUUGAAGAGGAGAGUGACACCCCACCUAGCGAUCGGCAACAACUUCAAGAAGCACUUGACGUGGCCACAGUAGCACAAGAACAAGAACUCCCCUCCUAUAAAACUGAUGAACUACUUGACCAGUGUGGGUAUGCAGCUGCAGUAUUGAAUUUUGCAGAUUUAGAAGCUAUCAAUAAUCUUCCAGACGAUGACCCUAAUGCCCUUGCUGAGAUCUGA